GACACUUAGCAUGUCUGCUAGCCUGUUAGCAACCACAACAACAGAAGAGCCCGGACCACUAGCGUCACUACAGAACCCAACACAAAGGGGGCAAACUGCUUCCAUCUGGCGUGUGCUGAUGCAGAUGGACGUCAGGACUGAACAUUGACAAGUGGAAGUGACGGAUUCCUUCUCCUCACCCUCUUGCCCCCGACACCUUCUGUCAAGCUGGCAAUGUCAAGAGUCCCGAGUCCCCCUCCCCCUGCGGAAAUGUCCAGCGGCCCCGUGGCCGAGAGCUGGUGUUACACACAGAUCAAAGUGGUGAAGUUCUCUUACAUGUGGACCAUCAACAACUUCAGCUUCUGUCGUGAGGAGAUGGGCGAGGUCAUCAAGAGCUCCACCUUCUCGUCGGGGGCCAAUGACAAGUUGAAAUGGUGUUUGCGAGUGAAUCCCAAGGGCCUGGAUGAGGAGAGCAAAGACUACCUGUCUCUCUACCUGCUGCUGGUCAGCUGUCCGAAGGCCGAGGUGCGCGCCAAGUUCAAAUUCUCCAUCCUCAACGCCAAGGGAGAGGAGACCAAAGCCAUGGAAAGCCAGAGAGCAUAUCGCUUUGUCCAAGGGAAAGACUGGGGCUUUAAAAAGUUUAUCCGGAGAGACUUCCUCCUCGACGAGGCCAACGGUCUUCUACCUGACGACAAGCUCACGCUCUUCUGUGAGGUGAGUGUGGUGCAGGACUCAGUCAACAUAUCCGGGCAGAACACCAUGAACAUGGUGAAGGUACCUGACUGCCGGCUUGCAGAUGAGCUGGGGGGCCUGUGGGAGAACUCUCGCUUCACAGACUGUUCCCUGUGUGUGGCUGGACAAGAGUUUCAGGCCCACAAAGCCAUCCUGGCAGCACGUUCCCCUGUAUUCAGCGCCAUGUUUGAGCACGAGAUGGAAGAGAGUAAAAAGAACCGUGUGGAGAUCAACGAUGUGGAGCCGGAGGUUUUCAAAGAGAUGAUGUGCUUCAUUUACACAGACAAGGCUCCCAACCUGGACAAGAUGGCGGAUGACUUACUGGCAGCAGCUGACAAAUAUGCUCUGGAGAGACUGAAGGUCAUGUGCGAGGACGCGCUGUGUACAAGUCUGUCGGUGGAAAACGCUGCUGAGAUCCUCAUCCUGGCUGACCUGCACAGCGCCGAUCAGCUCAAAACACAGGCCGUCGACUUCAUCAACUACCACGCUGCCGAGGUGAUGGAGACAGCGGGUUGGAAGUCCAUGGUGGCGUCUCAUCCACACCUGGUGGCCGAAGCUUACCGCUCCCUGGCUUCAGCCCAGUGCCCUUUCCUCGGACCCCCACGCAAGCGCCUCAAACAAUCCUAACAGCAAGACGGCUACAAUGAUACAUACAAACACACACAUGCAUAAACAUACGAAGACACACAGAUCCGUCCCCUCACACAGGGACAACCUUUCCCCUCGCUGUUACCUACUACAAUACCUCCAGCCUCCCCCGAAUCUCCCCCUUCUAGCCCAUCCAAACCUGCUGUAUUUAGUCUCUUCUAAAGAUGGAGGGAAGAAGAAAGAGGAAGAGGAGGUGGAUGAGAGGGGCAGGUGGGCUUGUGAAGUGGAUGUUUGUUGUUUACAAAAAAACAAAACAACACCCCUCCCCCCUUACUUCCCAGCGCUGGCUUAGUGAGGUGUCUGACAUUGUGCUCUUUCCCGCGUGUGAAGGCUAAAUCCCUCCGCAUCCUGUUAGUUCCUAGUUUGGAAUCCGUUCGGGGGACGGACUGGACACAGCGAUCCAAAAAGAGCCAACUGUCUGGAAAUUUGGAGGUUUCAAGAAAAAGUGCAGAUAAAUUAGGUCUUUAACUGUCUUAUUUUAUCAUAAGGCUUUUCUUCACUCUGUUCUUAGUGUUUGGAGUAGAGCAGUAGGAUAAGUCCCCAAACUAAUGGACACAUGUGAGAGACUAAAGAAGAAGUCCGUCCCCCCCCUUCUCCCGAGAAAGACAACCAAGGGCUAGUCAAAAAAGCAGAUAUGGGACAAACUCGACAUUAAUCCUCCCAAAGAAAGUUGGGAAAACAUUGCACUAAAGUCACAGGUCACCCUUCCUCAACUCUUACCAGCAGUAAAGUAUAAAUACUGUAGGCAAGGACACGUUGAAGCAAGCUUCAUGGACUAAAUACCAAGCUGGACCACCAAGAACAAGUACCCUUUAAGAAGAUUUAUCAACGAGUGACAGAAACCGCACCUGUACUCCUCAUGUAGAACUCUGCUUCAUCUGCAUCCGUUUCAUUUUUUGAAUAGUUGGGCAAAAAACAGCAUAGAGAGGAAACAGAAACGCACAACCGGAUGUCCUUCUUGGGAAAAUUGUAUUUUUGUGUGUGGAUCUGUCUUUGUAGCCCUUGAGAGGAAAUUAAAUUCAGAGGUGUCAAUAGACAAACCAUCACAGAGAAAACAAAUGGAGGACAAAAUAAUGUCAUGAAAUGGUUUUCAAAAUAAGAUUAGGAAUCAAUCCGGCAUGUUAAUGUUCUUUUAUGACUGAUUUCUUAUUUGUUUUUUUCCUCAGAUGUGUCAUUUCUAUUUUUUUCAUAGGAAUUUGUACAGACACAUGCUUUUGAAGCUGUGGAAACAAAAAGGCAUUUUCAACCGUGAAAUUGGUGGGGGGGAAAGCGGACAGAUGUUUUCUUUGCAGGCAUGAAGACUGAGGGGAAAUGAAAUUGAAAUGAACACGUUUUAAUGUUCAAAAAAGUCAGAAUGUGAAAAAAAUGCACACCAAGGCAAACCACAUGAAAUACAUUUGAAGUUAUCAUUUUAACCUGGUGGAAAAUGGUAAUCGAUAGAAGGAACCGUUGUUGUUUCUUUCCUGUAGAUAUUGACGGUUAUGAGAAGUGACACUUAGUUGUUGCCAUUUUUUUGUUCCCAAAAAGAUUAAACCACAACUAUUUUCUAUUGAAUGCAAUGCAAACUUUGUCUGGUAUUUUUAUACGACUA
Molecule: messenger RNA, 2950 nt
Organism: Anoplopoma fimbria (sablefish)
Lineage: Eukaryota; Metazoa; Chordata; Actinopteri; Perciformes; Anoplopomatidae
Product: speckle-type POZ protein
Exons: 10
Coding region: 214-1338 (374 amino acids)
Biological process (GO): proteasome-mediated ubiquitin-dependent protein catabolic process; regulation of proteolysis
Cellular component (GO): cytoplasm; nucleus
Molecular function (GO): ubiquitin protein ligase binding
Source: RefSeq, a predicted model, not a curated record